ACCGCCAACAACCAGGAUCUACCUGAGCAUCAUGAUGAAACGGAUCCUUCUUCUGAAUCUCAUCAGCGCGCUCUACAGCACAGCUGGAGCCCUGUUGUGUGAAACUUGCCAAGAUGAGUCAUGUUCUACUACAUUUGCCAAUACAUGUAAUUCAGAGACAAUGUGUAUAACAGCUUCAAUCCAAGGUUAUUCCUCUGGAUCAACCGCCCAAAGAAUCUACAAAGCCUGUGCAUCAUCCUCUCUUUGUCAGCAAACAGGCGCUCAGACUUUUUCAGUCAACUUGGGUAUCGAAAAAGCAAUCGCAUCUGCAGUCUGCUGCAACACAGAUAGCUGCAACUCACAGACUCUACCCUACCCCAGUAGUCCAGCCCCAAACUCUUUCCAGUGUUAUUUUUGUGACCAAAGCUCUCAGUGCAACAUUCUAACUUGUGAAGGAGCUGAGAACAAUUGCUUCUCUGCAACUGUGAUGAAUGGACAAACAGAAUCACCCGUGUAUGGCUGUAUAACUCCAACAACAUGUCAAGUUGCUCAGAGCCUGCAUAGCCUACCCUUCAUGGAGCAAGUUGGUACCAUAUCCAGUGGACCAAAUUGCUGUGAUACCGAGUUGUGUAAUGGCCCAAUAACCACAACUGCAGCACCAACCACCACAACUGUGGCUCCAACAACCACAACUGCUGCUCCCUCCACCACAACUUUGUCUCCGACAACCGCAAAACCAACCACUACAACUAUGGCUCCAACAACCACAACUGCUGCUCCCUCCACCACAACUUCGGCUCCAACAACAACAACUGCAACACCAGCCACUACAACUGUGGCCCCAACAACCAGA
Molecule: messenger RNA, 832 nt
Organism: Fundulus heteroclitus (mummichog)
Lineage: Eukaryota; Metazoa; Chordata; Actinopteri; Cyprinodontiformes; Fundulidae
Product: integumentary mucin C.1-like
Exons: 5
Source: RefSeq, a predicted model, not a curated record